GAUCGCGAUGCCCUAGAUUGAGCAGGCCGCUCCCCUAUAUAUAUAAUCAGCGGAGCCUCCAUUUUCAGCGACUCCUCUAUUGCCAGCGCCGUCGUCAUCUCUCUGCACUCUUAGAUCUGGGAGCUAAGGCGGUCACUGAUUAGUAAGAUUCGAUGGCGCUGGUUUUACAUUCUACAAGUAACAAGAAUGCAUUCAAGACACUUAUUGCUGCUGAGUACACUGGAGUCCAAGUUGAGUUGGCUAAGAAUUUUGAAAUGGGUGUAACUAAUAAAAGUCCUGAAUUUCUUAAGAUGAAUCCCAUAGGGAAGGUGCCUGUGUUGGAGACUCCUGAUGGUUCCAUUUUCGAGAGCAAUGCUAUAGCUCGAUAUGUUACUCGUUUGAAGGAGAACAAUCCUCUUUUGGGCUCUUCUCUCAUUGAAUAUGGUCACAUUGAACAGUGGAUUGAUUUUGCAACAUUGGAAAUUGACACGAAUGUUUUAAGAUGGUAUGUUCCACGAGCUGGACGGUUGCCUUACCUUGCACCUGCUGAGGAACUAGCGAUAACUAGUUUGAAGAGGGCUCUCGGGGCAUUGAAUACCCACCUUGCCUCAAACACAUACCUUGUUGGGCAUUCAGUUACAUUAGCUGAUAUUAUUAUGACAUGCAAUUUAUAUUUGGGAUUUUCAAUGAUAUUGAUUAAGAGUUUUACAUCAGAGUUCCCUCAUGUGGAAAGGUACUUCUGGACUUUAGUUAAUCAGCCUGAGUUUCGUAAGGUCUUAGGCGAGGUCAAGCAGACAGAAUCUGUUCCACCAAUUUCCUCCCAAAAGAAACCUGCUCAACCUAAAGAACCAGCUAAACCUAAGGAAGUUAAAAAAGAACAAAAGAAGGAACCUGCAAAACCAAAAGUACCAGAAGUGGAAGAAGAGGAAGAAGCACCCAAACCGAAGCCAAAAAAUCCUCUAGACCUACUUCCUCCUAGCAAAAUGAUAUUGGAUGAGUGGAAGAGGCUCUAUUCCAAUACAAAAACCAAUUUCCGUGAGAUUGCUAUCAAAGGUUUCUGGGACAUGUACGAUCCUGAGGGUUACUCCCUAUGGUUCUGUGACUACAAAUACAAUGAUGAGAACACUGUUUCAUUUGUCACCUUGAACAAGGUGGGUGGUUUUUUGCAACGCAUGGACCUGACUCGGAAAUAUGCAUUUGGAAAAAUGCUCGUUAUUGGUUCCGAGCCCCCAUUCAAGGUGAAGGGGCUGUGGCUUUUCCGGGGGCAAGAGAUUCCAAAGUUUGUGCUCGAUGAGGUGUACGACAUGGAGCUUUAUGACUGGGUGAAGGUUGAUAUCUCUGAUGAAGCACAGAAGGAGAGAGUGAAUGCCAUGAUUGAGGAUCAGGAGCCUUUUGAGGGCGAAGCUUUACUGGAUGCCAAAUGUUUCAAAUAGAUGCCAUAUGUUUAGCGUUGCUGGUGUUAUUUCUAGUAUUUAAGUUAUCAGGAGUGCCAACUAGAUGAAAUUUUGUUCAACGGUAAUUUUAGUGUUUCUAAGCCUCAUAGUAGACCAAGCUAAAUCUCUGAAAAACCUUGGUAUUCUGGUGGUGUUUUAAAAUUUUAUGAAAUGUUCAUUUGUGAUUGUGCCAA
Zingiber officinale is the source of this 1606-nucleotide messenger RNA. RefSeq names its product elongation factor 1-gamma-like. The transcript is spliced from 8 exons. Gene Ontology annotation, molecular function: glutathione transferase activity; translation elongation factor activity. Lineage: Eukaryota; Viridiplantae; Streptophyta; Magnoliopsida; Zingiberales; Zingiberaceae. The record is from RefSeq and is a predicted model, not a curated record. Bases 153 to 1412 code for a protein of 419 amino acids. Gene Ontology annotation, biological process: translational elongation.